GUGUGCGGAUUUGGCAGCGUAACAUCUGUGCGUACGCGGUCGUGAUUGUUGUGAAGAUGGCGGAGGGGGAGACAGAGAAGGAAUAUGACACACGGAAAGCUGUCGAGGAACUGCGAGAGCGGCUCCAGGGUCUGACCACAGCUUUGAAAGAGAGCUCGCAGUCUCCGCUGGAAGCCUCCCUGCAUUUCUGCCAGGAGUUUUGCCAGGUCCUUGUCGAACAUGUCGGCCGUUGGAAAACUGAUGAGGAUCCACUACCUUUGCUGGAGGUUUACACUGUGGCCAUCCUCAGCUUUGCUAAGGCUGCCUCCUGUCUCUCCUCCAAAUGUGAAAAUGUGCCAGUCCUGCUUGAAAAGUUAGCAUUGAGCUGUGUAGAGCUGCUGCUUUUACUGCCCCAGCAUGUCCCUGGUGCCUUAUGGGAGGAGUUUCAGUCCUCCAUGAAGUUGGCACACAGCCUUUUGCAAGAAAGUGGGAGCACACAGCUUUGUUUGCUCUCAGUUCUGGCACAGCAGGAUGGCGUCUGGUCCAACACCACACUAAGCAGCAUCUUGUCCAGUCAAAUCCCUAAGACUGAGCAAAUUCAUGAGUAUCUCGAGUUGGAAGGUCCCACGCUUCUAAACAUGCGAAUAAAGCACCUAAUCAAAGUGGACAGUGUUGAUAAAGCCGCUGUUCUUGCAAAGAUGUGCUCAGAAUAUCCGGGAUAUGAAGGAAAAGGGAACUUCAAACAAACAUACUUGUUGUGCAUCUGCAUGACAAAAAAUCAGGAGCACUUAAUGGAAGAGAUUGCAUCAAUAGACUGUAAAGAUGCUCUUGAAAUGAUCUGCAACUUGGAGUCAGAGGGGGAUGAGAAAGGAGCUUUCUGCUUAUGUUCUGCCUUUCUCAAGCGACAGCUACUCCAAGGAGAUGUUUACUGUGCCUGGGAACUUACACUGUUCUGGAGUAAGCUACUCAUGCGUUUAGAGGCAUCUGCUGAUGCUUUUCUCGGACACAGCAAAGAGAUGGCACUUAUGUGCAGAAGCGUCUGUCACAUUCUGUUUCUCAUUAAAGUUAUCCAGAAUGAGGUUGGAGAGGUGGGGCUUCCAGUGUGCGUGGAAAUGUGCAUUCAAGCUCUGAAAAUGACCUCCAGUGACCAUAAGGACAGCAAGUCUACCAUUUGCAAGACUAUUUCCUGCCUCUUGCCAACUGAUCUAGAGGUUAAGCGUGCAUGCCAGCUGACAGAAUUCCUCCUUGAACCAGGUGUUGACUCAUAUUAUGCUGUGGAGUCGCUAUACAACGAACCUGACCAAAAGCCUGAGGAGGACGGCAGUCUACCAGUGCCCAAUUCUUUACGUUGUGAAUUACUGCUGGCCUUGAAGACACAGUGGCCUUUUGAUCCAGAGUUCUGGGACUGGAAAACACUGAAACGCAACUGCUUGGCACUGAUGGGUGAGGAGGCAGCUAUUGUGUCAUCUGUUGACACACUCAAUGACACAGAUGAACAAGAAGUGGAAAGUGCCCUUGGCAAGCUCCCUGAAUACAGAGACCUGGAAGAUUUUCUGUUAACCACUACAAAUGAACUCAAUGAAAUCACAGAUGAAAGAGAAAAAAACAGAGAGGCUAAAAAACUUAGGGAGCAGGGUUUUGUGUCUGCUCGGUUCAGAAACUGGCGAGCCUACAUGCAGUAUUGUGUUUUGUGUGACAAGGAGUUCUUGGGUCACAGGAUUGUUCGCCACGCUCAGAAACAUUUCAAAGAUGGAGUGUAUCUUUGUCCAAUUUGUGCUGACAGUUUUGAAAGUAGGGAGGUUUUAGAGCCACAUGUAGCAUCACAUGUAAAGCAAUCUUGCAAAGAGAGACUAGCUGCAAUGAAAGCUGCAAGAAAGGUAACCAAACCACCUCAGUCUCCUAAAAGUCCAUCAAAAAAUUUGAAAGUUGCUGGUAAGACAUACAUGAACCCUGUUAAAACCGAGUCUCAAAUUGGUGACACAUUGGCAUCUCCAACUAAGACUGAACAAACUACAUCUGAUACACAGAUAAGUCAAGACUGUUUCUGUCCUGUUAAAAACUGCUCCAAGGCUUUCAAGUUUUUCCGUAACCUCAUGGCUCAUGUCCGAUCCCACAAGGACGACGAAGAGGCCAUGAGGUUUUUAGAGAUACAAAAACAGAAAGUGGUGUGCCAGUAUUGCAGACGGCAGUUUGUUAAUGUCAGACAUCUUAAUGAUCAUUUGCAGAUGCACUGUGGCAGCAAACCAUACAUCUGCAUACAAUUGGAUUGCAAGGCCAGCUUUAACUCCAAUUCUGAGCUUCUCAUGCAUCGAAAAACACACCCAGAAUUUAAGGCCCAGUGCAUGUUCCCUAACUGUGGUAAAGUUUUCAGUGAGGCUUACUUGUUGUAUGAUCAUGAGGCUCAGCAUUACCUUACCUACACCUGCCAAACAGAUAACUGUGGUAAAAUAUUCUACUCACAGUCUCAAUUCUUGUCUCACCAAGAGAAUCAUAAUACAAAUAAUGCAGUAAACAAUUUGCCCAUCAUAAAUCAAAACCCGCCUGUCACUCCAAAAGUAGGACCACCACUCGAGAGCACCCCAAGCAAAGAAGACGCAUGCUCUGCUGCGGUUUGCUUUGAAAGGAUUAGCACAGAUGUUUAUAUGAAGGAAGCAUCGAUGGCAAACACAUCACCAUGUAGAUCACCAGAGGUUGCUAAAGAGCCUGUUCCUGUGAGAGUAAAACACUCGAUUGAAAGCAUGCUGAAUUCAGUGGCAUAUCCUGAAAUAAAAGAACCAGAGAAAUGCUACACUCCACUGACAAUCCCCACUCCAGCACCAACAGAUGUAAAACUACCGCCGGAGGCUCCAGCUGUACACCACAGUGUGGCUGGACAAGGUGAGAUUCCCCUUGUGUAUCCUGUCCCUGCUGCAACAAACCCAGUGCCAGUUCACCAGGCUGAGGAGCAAAAUAAUGUUCAAAGUAAUGAAUUUCCAAAAACAAUACCACAAAUAAUUUCUCCAAGUCAAAUCAAGACAGAAAUUCCUUGCUCAUUAGAAGGAUAUCCCUCCAAUACACCUGCUGCUUCUGCUGGCAGUGAAGAGCCCCUGCAUUGCUGCCCAUAUAGUGACUGUACAAGGGCUUAUAGUACAAACAAAAGUCUGUCUAGGCAUGUGAAGAAACAACACCCUGAAAUAUUUGAAGACUGGAAGUUGGCAAAGAAAUAUAACAAAGUGGCGAAAAUCACUGCCAAAAAAGCACCAAGUGGGCACGUGUCACCAAAUCAGUCUCAAAACCCAGGGAAAAGGCUGUCACAUCAGCCAGGAACACUAUGCAACAAACCUGGGGUGCAGCAAAUGGAUUACCCAGUGGGAUGCUCAACCUCACCUGUCCAGUGUUAUCCUGCAUCAAUGGAGCCUGUGCCUAUCACUCCAAUGGUAAACCCCACACUGUACCAAUCAUGGGGAAACCUGAACAGUUCUGGAGGAAUGAUGCCUGCAGACAUGUCCCAGUCAUGGUCUUCACCUCCAGUGAACAACUGCUAUCCAGAUGCCUUCAACAUGAAUGAUUACCCCUCCCGCAGCUAUCCUCAGUGGCAGGCAGACCCUUAUCAAACCACAGCGUCUCUUCCAUCUGAUAGAGAUCAUUCAGUGCCAGCCAUACAUGGUCCCUCCAUGUCUCAUGCUCCUUCAGAUUCAAGUUUGAUGUCUCAGUAUGUGUCCAGUUCUCUGAUGCUUGACAAUGCAGGGCAAAUGCAUAAUGGAGGGCAUCAGUAUGGGCUUAUGCAUGCAGAGAGUAGUGGAGAAGGUUUAGAUGUGAGAAAAAUCAGUGCUAGUAUGACAGGACAGUUGGAUAAUGGAAAUAGUAUCUCGACAAUUGACAGCCUUCCUGAAGGCAGUUACCACACUCCGUAUGCUCAGAGUGAAAACUCUUGUAUUACUCAAGGUUCAUCAGUUGAUAUUCCCAUGAAAUGUCUGAGCCCUGAGGCCCAAGUUGCAUUAAAGGCUACAAAUGAAAUUAUUAAAACUGAGAAUAUCUCAGCUCCUGGUUUUGAUCAGAUGGAUAACUCUGUGGAUGGCAUGCUCAGUCCACCUAGUGUCAUUCCCACAGAUUUCCCUUAUGAGGAGAACUGUCCUAAUGUUGACUGUGAGGCUAACCCCCCUGACGAAAAGGGCAGCAACACUGAUACACACAAAGGGAAACGCAUCAGGCUGAGCAAGCGAACCAAAUGGCCAGCAAUUAUUAGAGAUGGCAAAGUCAUUUGCAGGAGAUGCUUCAGAGAGUUCACUAGUACCAAAUCUCUUGGAGGUCACCUAUCUAAACGCUCACAGUGCAGACCUUUAGAUGAAAUUGACCUGACGGCUGAUCUGCCAACAUCAUUUCUUGAUUUUCUCAAUGACCCCCAUGUCCCUGACACCAAUGGAGCAAUAUUUAACAUGUCAAAUGGUGAUUUCUCACAGGAAUCUUGUAGCUUGACCACUUUGACUUCACCAGUGGUACUGAAACAGGAGCCCCAAAAUACAAAUAUCAUGGAUUAUUCAAACUCUUUCUCAGUUUCCCCUGAAAACCAGCAUGAGAAAACAGCAGAAGUGGAAAAUCCAGUCCUCACUGUACCUUAUCAAGAAGAUCACCUAAUGGAAAUUUCACAUGCUUUUCAAAGGCUGGAUUUGAUUGAGGCUGCACAGGAGAAGAUGCGAAGUGCUCUGUCCUUAGAGAAAAAUGUCCGUCAUUGUGACCGUGCUCCUGAAAGAGAAAAAGGUAAAAUAAAGAAUAAAGGUGAUGACAAGCCUUCUGAAAAGGUACCUAAACCUUUUAAAUGUGACCAGGAUGAUUGUGAGUACUCAUUCAUGACAAAGGAAGCGUUAUUCAAACACUUAAGCAAAAUGCAUGAUUACUCUAAUGAAAUGAUUGAAGAACUAAAAAGAACACCAUCCAAACUGUCUCCAUAUCCUUGUCAGAUUUGUCCAAAAACAUUCACCAGGACAACAGGGUUGAGAAUUCACUAUGAAAAAGUCCAUCGAUUGUCAAAGACAGAAAUGCAGAAGCUAAGGAUCAGUGCUCGAAACAGGCGUGCAUUUAGACUUAACAAAGAUGAUAUGCUUGUUAGCAAUGCAACCACCGAUGCCAAUUCCAGUUGUACAACACGCUUUGCAGCUGUAAUGCCUGCUAUAAAACAGGAACCAAUUGACAUUUCAAUUGCACCUCAAACAAUCAAUGAAAACAAUCCAGAAGUUACUCAAAUCACCUCACCUGAAGAUGCAGUAAAAGAGGGCUUUACACCUGAAAUAUCAACUGUUACAAGACUACCAUCACCUCAAAACUAUUUGAAUGACAGGUCAUUUGGUGAGGUGGCACUAGUUCCUGAACGAACCCCAGAGCAACCUAAAGUGGCUGCUGUAAACAAGAGUCCAGAUGUGAAACAGAAAUCUAGUUUGAAAGAGAAACUCAGUCCGACUUGCAAAGCAAAGGAGCAGCAAGGACGAUCAGAUGCAUCUUUAAACAAAGUAAAAGAGUCGACAUCCAGCCUUCCUAAUGCAUCUGCUUCAUCUUCCCCAGAGAAACCUAGCAGCUCCAAAAACACACCCACAAAGGAUCAAUCCCCAAGGAAAGAGAAAUUUCAGAGAAGGCUGAGCCUCAAAAUGUAUGACUCAGACAAUGCCUACAGUCCAUAUAGACCAUACCGCUGUGUUCAUGAAGGAUGCACUGCUGCCUUUACCAUCCAGCACAAUUUGAUUCUCCAUUACAGGGCCAUGCAUCAGGCAUCCUUGCCUAAUAAGACUGAACCUGACACUGAAAAGACUUGUGUUAAAAAUGGACAGGAGAGCAAUCAGAGUAUAGGAAAAGAUAAUGAAGUCAGGUGUCAGGUGAAAAACUGUUCAAGGGUAUUCAUGGGAAUCACAAAGUUAGUGCAGCAUUACCUCUUACUUCACAAGUUCGCCCGUGACAAGGCCACUGCCAUGAUGGCUAACAUGUCCAUAGAGACUUUCAACUGUGACCGGCCAGAGUGUGCUCUUCCCUUCAGUUCUGUGGAAAAUUACAUUGAGCACAUUAAGAAUUACCACAAGGAAAUUGCCAUUUCUGAGAGCGGCUCAGUUGAUCCAACUUUUAAGUGCGAGUACGAUGGAUGUGACCGUGUUUACACUACAAAAUCAAACCUCCUCCGUCACCUGAUCAAAAAGCAUGAUUAUGUUUAUGAUCCCAAAAUAAGUGAUGGAAGAAGGACUAAAUCUGUAGGGCUCUUCCCUGGGGUUAACAAUGGAAAAGAGAAUGUAGAAAGCAAAUUCAAAAUGAAGAAGAAAAACACUAAAAAGAAAGAUGUAAAGUCCAUUGAACAUUGGACUAGUUUUGGAAAACCCACACUAAAAUCCCACGAGGAGGCAUCAGCCAUGUGCAUCAAGAAGUCCGCCCUGCAGUACCCGUGCAUGAUCAUAGGGUGUGAUGCAGUGGAGCGGGCUGAAAGAAAUAUAUUUAAGCAUUACACCACUCAUGGCCUCACAGAACGAUACAUUGAAGAUCAGAGGAGUCAGUUCAUUUUCUGCAAAAAAUACUCGCGCUCCAGAUUCAAAGAUGCAAACAAACCUGAGGGUGCGUCGAGCUCAUCCUCUGAGGAGACGGAGCCAGAAGACAGCGACAAGCUCAGUGACCAGAAGAUGGAUGAGAUGGAGGAUAGAAUAAGCCAAGAAGACAGCAAGCUGUCUAAUGAUGAUAGUGCAGAAUCUCAAACUUCCACUGGGACAGAAGGAGGAACUAAAAGAGGCCGUCCCAGAAAACCUGCACAUCCUACACCAGCUUGUCCAGAGAGGAUGCAGACCCUUAGGAACCGUUCAACUGUUAACAGUUCAAGAGAGAACUCAAAUCCUGGUACUCCUUCAGCCCAAGAACAACGUGAGGAGGGGGUCAUGCAAGGGUCUUUCAAGCCUUUAGGACUUGAGGACUCCUUCCUUAAGUUCUUGGAAACCUCAGAGUCAACCCACUCUUCCAAACGCAAAUUAAAUGAUAAAUCCAGUGCUGAACUACCGUCCAAGAAACAACAAACUUACAAACAUAAAUCUGCAUUGAAUAGUACAAUAGCUGAUGAAUUUAGAGGCUAUGAAAAUGUUGUAGACUUUAGAAAUCCAUUAAAUAUCAAAUCAGUGAGCAAUGUCAAGAUUGUCAUGGAUAAAACCUUUUCAGAUGGUGCUGAUCUUCUGCUAAAGCAGCUACAAGACAUGAGGCCCAUAGUCAUAAUAAAAAAGUGGCUUUAUAGCGGAUCAUAGCUCAUCAUUUUGUUUUUAACUCAGUCUCACUCAGGAUUUGAGAAGUUAUGCUGCAGAAUGGUUUGUUUAUUUAAAGCAUCAGAUUUCCAGCUGUUAACAGUAAUGGUCACAGUAAUGAUGACAUGGCCUGUUUUGUACUUAAUGAAAAAAUGUCUUGGAUGAUUUUAUGUAUGUUAGUUAUAAUAACCAGGUAAGCUAUAGGGCAUAGAUUUUAGAAACGUUUGUAUUUAUGCUUAGUACUGAAGAUGUUUUUUUUUUUUUUUUUGCUAAAUGGAGACUUUUAAAGAAAAACUAUGUUUUUAUAUAUCCCUAUGGGAUUUCAAGUUCCAUUUGUAUUUAUUUUAUCCUUUUUCAA
Messenger RNA from Monopterus albus (swamp eel), 7569 nucleotides. RefSeq names its product zinc finger protein 292a (gene znf292a). The record is from RefSeq and is a predicted model, not a curated record. Lineage: Eukaryota; Metazoa; Chordata; Actinopteri; Synbranchiformes; Synbranchidae. Gene Ontology annotation, cellular component: nucleus. Gene Ontology annotation, biological process: regulation of transcription by RNA polymerase II. The transcript has 8 exons. Gene Ontology annotation, molecular function: DNA binding; DNA-binding transcription factor activity, RNA polymerase II-specific. Bases 57 to 7214 code for a protein of 2385 amino acids.